This is a messenger RNA of Stegodyphus dumicola, 1192 nucleotides long. RefSeq lists its product as uncharacterized. The record is from RefSeq and is a predicted model, not a curated record. Gene Ontology annotation, molecular function: protein binding. Gene Ontology annotation, cellular component: cytoplasm. NCBI's taxonomy places the organism in Eukaryota, Metazoa, Arthropoda, Arachnida, Araneae, Eresidae.
CUACUUUGGCAGAUGUGUAAAUUUGCCGAUAAUCGCUGAUUGGUUAGUAUUUUAUAAAAUAAUGCAUUAUAUGUUUCUUAUGCCUUAUGUAAUAUAAUAGAUCUGCGAAUAUAAUUUAUUGUGACUGACACAGGAAACAAUUUAAGAUGGCUCUAAAAAGGAAAAUUCAGGGUAAUGAACUGGAUCUGAGUUUGAAUCAGUUGACUGAAGUUCCAGUGAAGGAAUUGGCCAAUGCUGUCAAAGCAACUAAUGUCGAUUUAUCUUGUAAUCUGAUUGAGCGUUUGCCGGAAGAAAUAGGCUCUUUAACACACUUAGUGAAACUUGAUCUAAGCAAAAAUAAAAUUACUGAACUGCCACUAAGUUUUGGUAACCUCAAAAACUUGGAAUAUUUGGAUCUCUAUGCAAAUGAAAUUGUUGAUCUUCCUAUCAGUUUUUAUAGAUUGAAAAAAUUAUCAUGGCUGGAUCUUAAAAAUAACCCAUUAUGUGACGAAUUAAAAGCUAUAGCUGGAGAUUGUUUAGAUGAUCGUCAAUGUCGAGUUUGUGCAACAAAGGUUGUUGCUUACAUGAAAGCUAAGAAUGCAAGGUUUGAAAGUCAAAGACAGAAGCAACUACAAGAAGAAAAAGAGAAAAGAGCCAUCAAACAAGCUGAAAUGGAGCACCUUCUUGAGGAAGAAAGGAAAGCAAAGAAAAUUAUGAGAGAAAAACGAAAAGCUGAGCUUAAAGCCAAAAGGGAUCUUCCAGAAACAGAAGUUAACAGAAGUUAUGAGUCAUCUCCUCUCACUGAUGCUAAUGAAAUGAAAUUUGAAAGAAAAGAUAACCAUUUUAGAUUCCUUUCUGUAAGUGUUGUUACUGUCCUUGCUGCUGUAGUUCUUAUCUGGAUAUGCAUGAAUUCGGAACUGGUUUCCACAUAUUUUCCUGUGUUGGACAAUGCAAAUGCUAAGAAAAUACUAGAUCAUCUCAAGAAGACAAGAGUAAAUUUUGUGUCAGCUCUUCCGGAAUCAUUCCAUGAUUUCACUCAUCAAUUUGGACAUUUCUGUAAAUUGUUAUACAUAGAUAUCAAGGAAAUUUUUUUAAAUAUUGUUCAUAAGGUUAUGAUUAAAGUGACUGAAACAUUUUCAAACAUUGAAAUGUUUGUUAGCACAUUGAACUAAAGAUAAUUUUGUAUGAAUAAAACAUAGAGAAAAGCUACAAA